Molecule: messenger RNA, 3407 nt
Organism: Scophthalmus maximus (turbot)
Lineage: Eukaryota; Metazoa; Chordata; Actinopteri; Pleuronectiformes; Scophthalmidae
Gene: neff1
Exons: 4
Coding region: 122-1672 (516 amino acids)
Cellular component (GO): intermediate filament
Molecular function (GO): structural molecule activity
Source: RefSeq, a predicted model, not a curated record
CGGACAUCACUUGCAUCUCACUUUCUCUCUAACUCUCUCUAACACACACACCCCCUCACCCUCACGCACUUCUGAACUCCACACACACUCCGUGUCUAUACCGGACCAAGGUAAAGCAGUCAUGAGUUACUCCAGCGACAUCUACACCAGCAGCUCCUAUCGGAAGGUUUUCGGAGAUGCCCCCCGCUCCGGCCGCGUGGGUCUCGGCGGCAGCAGCAGCCCGUCCCGCCUGCACACCGCGGGAUACCGCAGCAGCCACCGCACCUACGGUUCCCCCUCCGCGGUGUCCUCCGCCACCUACCGCAGGACGGCGGCGCCCGGCCGCGUCUUCUCCUCCAUGCCGGACUCCAUGAUGGACCUGACCCAGUCCACCGCGGUCACCAACGAGCUCAAGAUCGUCCGCACCAACGAGAAGGAGCAGCUGCAGGGCCUCAACGACCGCUUCGUGUCCUUCAUCGAGAAGGUGCACAACCUGGAGCAGCAGAACAAGGUGCUGGAGGCAGAGGUCACGCUGCUGCGGCAGCGCCACAACGAGCCGUCGCGCCUGCACGAGCUGUACGAGCAGGAGAUCCGCGAGCUGCGGGCGCGCGUGGAGGAGCUGACGCACGAGAAGAGCCAGAUGCACCUGGACUGCGUGCAGAUGAGCGAGGCGCUGGAGCGCGUGCGGGAGAAGCUGGACGAGGAGACCCGGCUGCGCGAGGAGGCGGAGAACACCCUGAGGGGCUACCGGAAGGACGUGGACGACGCCACCCUGGCGCGCCUGGAGCUGGAGAAGAAGGUCGAGUCUCUGCUGGACGAGAUCGCCUUCCUCAGGAAAGUCCACGAGGAGGAGCUGCAGGAGCUGCAGGCGUCUCUGCAGACCUCCCAGAUGUCUGUGGAGAUGGACAUGAGUAAACCGGACCUGGCCGCUGCCCUGAAGGACAUCCGGGCUCAGUACGAGAACCUGUCGGCCAGGAACCAGGCCCAAGCGGAGGAUUGGUACCGCUCCAAGUUCGCCACCGUCACCGAGUCGGCCGCCCGCAACCAGGACGCCAUCAAGCACUCAAAGGAGGAGCUGAGUGAGUACCGCCGGCAGGUGCAGGCCCGCACCCUGGAGAUCGAGUCCCUCAGGGGCCACAACGAGGCCCUGGAGAGGCAGAUUGCGGAGAUGGAGGAUCGUCAUAGCAAUGAAGUUGGCGACAUGCAGGAUACCAUUCAGGAGCUGGAGGCGGCUCUGCGCAGCACCAAAGGGGAAAUGUCCCGUCACCUGCGCGAGUACCAGGACCUUCUGAACGUCAAGAUGGCGCUGGACAUUGAGAUCGCUGCCUACAGGAAGUUGCUGGAAGGCGAGGAGUGCCGCCUCAGCUCUGUCGGUGGAGCCAUGGCGCAGUCGGGCUACCCCGGCUACUCCUACAUGUCGGCCCGGACCUACACCCUCGGCUCCUACAGGAAGUUCGGUGCCAAGCCCGAGGAGGAGGAGGAGGAAGAGGAGGCGGAAGUUGAGGAGGAGGAGGGAGAGGAGGGAGAGGAGGAGGGAGAAGAGGGAGACGAGGGAGACGAGGGAGAGGACCAGGAGGAAGGCGAGGAGGGGGAAGAGGAGGAGGAAGAGGAGGAAGAGGAGGAGAAGCCAAAGGAGAAAGAGGAGAAGGAGAAGGAGAAGGAGAGCCCCACCGGCAAGAGCAGCAAGAGCUAAACUGCUUGUUUCCCCAUCUUCAUCAUCGUCAAUAACACACUCCACAUCCCAUCGAUCACUCAUGUUGAUCUGGUUCCCGUUCACAUCAUCUCUUUCUCUCUCUCUCUCUCUCACUCACACACACACACACACACACACACACACACACACACACACCGGCGCCUCACACCAUCUGUGUUGUUCUCUCGCUGUACCUCGGAAGUUCAGACGUGGUGAGUUCCGACCGCAUUAGACAGGGAAGGAGCUUUGAAAGGGAACAGGUGUGCUCCAAUGGCAGAAGAAAAGUUUAAAUUGUCGUCACACUCUGCAGAGGGCGCCAGGAUUUUACGUCGCGCAGGUGCAGAGACUCGCGCAGAAAGCUAGCAUGACGCCACAACGCUUCAUGCGUUCGAAACAGGGAAUGCUUCUUCCUUACAUGAGUAACAGUAAACGUGCCAUCAGUGAUCAAUAUUCACAGUACACGCAAUCGAGAAAGUAACAAUUUUGUCAGCACACAGACUUUAAGAUAAGCGCACAGGUCCUGGAGCAUGAUAAACAGCCAGUCCAACUUUUACGGUGCUAUUUGAUUUUUACAUAUAAAAGUUGGGGAGUUAUUGUAAGCAGAGGUUUCAUCACAGAUCAAAGCUCCACCAGCUCAUUCCUGAAUGUCGGCUUGUCGCGCAGGCAACGCUUCUUUAUGAACCGUAUGUCAAACUCCACAUGUGCUUUUUUUCCGCUCCCCUCUUUUCUUCCACUCCUUUCCACUGCCCUCAGCUUAAUCUCAUCGCACCAUGACGAAAUGAAAUGUGCCACUUAUGGUUCAAGCCCCUUUUCCAUUCUCAUUCUAGUCACUGCGGCGGCACGGCUCUGCCAUAAUGGCAACUCGGAGCUCAGAAAACAAUGUACAUAAGUGUGUUGGGAAGGUGGGUAGUGCUGCAGCUUCUCCACGAGGGAGUGCAUCUUUGAGAAUGAAAUGUAUAGAGUUUAAAUUGCUGCUAUAUAUAUAUAUAGACAUAUAUAUUUUUUUCUUUUUUCUGGGAAUGUGAAAUAUCCCCCCCCUUGAUUGAUUCAUUUGUCAAGGAAUUGAUCGGCCAUCGCACCUGUCUCAAUAGUUAAGCUCAAAUCCUUACUUUUUUUUCCCUUUUUAGAGAUAACCAGCCACUUUUUCUUGCUCCUCACACAAACGUUGUUGGCACUUUGGUUUAAUUUAGCUGAAAAAAAGGAAACAGGGUGAAGGUGAGAGCGUGGCUGUCGGUGGCAGGCAGCUGACGGCGACACUGACGACCCUCAGCUCCGGCUACAAGUGGCAGGUGGGCCAGAUGCUGCUGGGGUCGUGGCUGUACGGUACAGAGACGCAUAUAAGGGCUAUUUUCAGCAUAACUCCUUGUCUCACUUUGCCCCGAGACGUUUUGCAUCAGCGUUGCUCAUCACUGUCACCCCCUUUUGCUUCUCUCGUUGACAAAUGAAUCAGUCGACAGGCGCCAAUGCAUGGCCUGACUCUUGGAGCUUGAAUAUCUUCUGGAUGGGCUCGACUUUUGCUUGUUGUGUGUUAUAAAAAAAAGUAAUUAUAAUAACUUGCCUUAACCAUGACUGAGAGUUAAAAUAAACCAUGUUUUCACCUGCAUCUCACUUGUUCCUGGGGAGACUGAGGAGAAUUGACACUUUCCAGACUGCUAUUACAACUGUGACUGUAUGUGCUGCUAUCUCAUGCAGUGAUAUUCCUCUCAAAGCCAAAUAAAAACAUUUAUUAACCAAA